AGUGCAGUACUGGACUGACAACUGGCACGGAAUAGGAUUGUAUGUUUGUAUACAUCAGGGGUUCUCUUCAAUAUCCAUUCUGAAAGAAAGAUGUUUGACCGCUUUGGGGUCACCACAUAGGAUUUUAUUUGUGAUGGAUCCAGAUGAGCCAUUUUUGACUUUUUAAUUUCCUUUCUGGAUUCUCAAUCAAAUAUUUUCCUGGAAUUACCGGGUCGCUUUUUGAUCAUUUUUAGGCACUGUCAAGUACUUUAUUAACAUUGUGUUAUCUCACAGCCUAUGCUUCAUUUGUGUUUUUCAGGAUUUUUUCUCGCAAUGUUGCCCUUCUUGCUAUUUUUGUUCCUCAUUUUUCCUAUGGCUCUCUUGGCGGCUGCACAAAGCGCUGUUGACCUGCAGGGCAUCACCUUCCCAAGUGGAGGCGUAGCAUUCAAUCCUGGAGACCCCUGCAUGGUGGUGUCUCCACCAUGCUUGAGCGAUGCUGAUCGUUUCAGCUUGGAGGCCCUGCAGAGCAUCCAUCAGAUGAUGGACGAUGACAAGGAUGGAGGGAUUGAAGUGGAGGAGAGCGUGGAGUUCAUUAUUGAAGACAUGAAGCAGCAGCAGACCAACAAACAUAGCAACCUGCACAGGGAGGACCAGCACAUAACAGUAGAGGAGCUAUGGAAAGGCUGGAAGUCCUCUGAAGUCCAUAAUUGGACCCAGGACGAUGUCAUCCGCUGGCUCAGAGAGUUUGUUGAGUUGCCGCAGUAUGAGAGAAACUUUAAAGAUUUCAAAGUCAAUGGAAAUACACUGCCAAGAAUUGCAGCCAAUGAGCCAUCCUUCCUGAGCAGCCACCUGAGAGUUCAGGACCAGAGAGACAAACAAAAGCUCAACAUCAAAGCUCUUGAUGUAGUCCUGUUUGGACCACCAACACGCCCCCCUCACAAUUACAUGAAGGACCUGCUGCUAAUUGUAUCCGUGGUGAUGGGAGUUGGGGGAUGCUGGUUUGCUCAGGCCCAGAACAAAGCCAGCAAGAUCCACAUCACCAAGAUGAUGAAGGAUCUGGAGAGUCUGCAAAGAGCUGAACAAAGCCUGCUAGACCUGCAGGAACAAUUGGAGCGAGCCCAGGAGGAGAAACGCAAUGUGGCAGAGGAGAAACAAAACCUGGAGGAGAAGAUGAGGGAUGAGAUCAUGGGUGCACAAGAGGAAGCCCACCGCCUGCAGGAGUUGAGGCAGGGAGCCGUCAGUGAGCUUAGCCGUCUCCGAUAUGCAGAGGAAGAACUUGUGCAGGUCCGCGGGGCAUUGAAGCAGGCUGAGAAGGACAUGCAGGCCAGUUGGACUGCCUCAGAAGCCCUUCAGCAGUGGCUGCAGUUGACACAUGAAGUAGAGGUCCAGUACUACAACGUCAAGAAGCACAGUGCUGAAUUGCAGCUUGCGACGGCCAAAGAAGAGGCAGAAAGGAUUAAGAAGAAGAGAAGCUCUGUUCUUGGGACUCUCCAUGUGGCCCACAGUUCUUCUUUAGACCAGGUAGACCACAAGAUCCUGGAGGCAAAGAAUGCUUUGUCAGAGGUAACAGCAUGCCUACGGGAGCGGCUCCAUCGCUGGCAACAAAUCGAACGCAUCUGCGGCUUCCCUGUCAUCAGGAAUCCCGGCCUUACGAACCUCACCGCUCAGCUGUAUUCGGAUUCAAUCACUCUGGGUUUGCCUCGAUUACCUCAGUCAUCUUGUUUGUGCCACACCUCUGUUCAUGGGUCCAUCGAGGAUCUGUUGGAAGAGUCUCCAGCCGCAAUACUUUCACAAAUUCCAGGUGCUCCACUUAAGCGUUCUCCUCGAACACGGGCUUCCACUAUACGCCGAACACGCCGUCAUGGCAUUACACAACCACCAACCCCCAUGAUCUCAGCAGACCCCGACCUUCUCAUUCAGAUUCGAGCUCCUUACUCUUGUUUUGAUGAAGAUGACGGACUCUUCCGUAAAACGAUAAAGAAACAAGACUCCCAGGAAAGAUUCUCAGAUUCAGACUAUACGACUUCACCUCCUCAUAGCAAAACGUGCCCAUGUCCCACUGCUGAGGGCUCCUCUCACAGGCUCUAUCAUGAUGAAACGGAGCUGCUUGCAGAGAGCUCUACAGCAGCAAUGCCUUUGAAUAAGGAAGUGGAAGCUGAUAUUGAAUCUCCAAGUCGCAAGAUUUAUAUGGCAGAACUUGAAAGUCUUGAAAGGAAGAUAGUGAAAGAAGGUUUGGACAGUUCUGUAGAAAAUUCUCCUCCAAUGAUGUCAAAAGAUGAAUCUGUAUUGGAGGCUCCACCAAGGAAAUCAUCCAGAGAUAGGAGCGAAGUUCCAGAGGAUUUUAGCAUUCGAAAGGUCUCAUCUAAUGAAUUUGAUUCAGAAUAUUCCUCACGGAAAGUAGACCGAGGACCAAUGGAGGAAGUUCUAGACAAUCCUUCAAGGUGUGUUCCCAGAGAUCGGAGUGAUUUACCACUGGAUGUCAGAAAGAUUCUUUGGAAUGAAGUAGAAGCAUCAGAUUUUAGGCAUAAGAAGUUAUCCAAAGGUAUGAUGGGGGCUUCAAUAGACAGUGUCUCAAGAAAGAUGGCACUAGAGGGUUCUGAGUUUCCUUUUGACUUACUAUCAAGAAGGAUUGCAAGAGAUUCAAUGGGAAUGUCUUUGGACGGAGGAGCUCGGAAGCUUGAUUCCUCUCUCCGGGGAAUAGCCAAAGAUAAGAUGUUUGAGGUAACUCACUCAAGGAAGAGCUCUCAAGGUGAGUGUUGUGUAGAUACAGCUUCUAUGAAGACUUUACCCAGAGAGGAACCAGAAGAAUGUAUGGCUCACACAUCUUCAGCAGAGUUGGGUUCAGAACCAUCAAUCAGUAAAAGAAUAUAUAAAGAGGAACGCGAGGUACCUCCCAGAAAGAGAACAACACAAACGUCAAGAGAAGAUGAAGUCGGACAAGACACACCUACAGGAAGAAUCUCCAGGGAUAGAGUUGAAUCACCUAUGGAAACACAGUGGCAACGGGUAGUGAAGGGGGAGUCAGAGGAAUCGGACACAAACUCAGUCCCAGGUGAAACUCAGCAGCCAGACCUUACAGUGACCUCCCAAGUGCCAUCAAAGUCAUCGGUUGAUAUUUUUGCUGUCGGCCCACUGAGCCAACUCGUUUACGAUGGAAUCCUGGAGAAGUCCUGCAACUCCAUAGCAGCAACCCCAAUGAACCUUUCUGCCUCGACUCCUAAUCUCCCCCAGUGCUUCCCCAGGCUUCCGGCAGAGUCUGAGUCAACACUUACACCGGCCAGAGUUACCUUCCAAACCCCUCCAUCCACCUCUUCUGAAGCUAAAGAUGACAGAAACAAAGAUAAAGAAAAAAGCAGGAAAUCCUUGAAGCUGAAAAAUCUUUUUAAAAAGAAAAAUGAGGCGAUGACAGAGAAGAUUCAAAGUGGUCUCCAGAAACUCUAACCAAUAAUUUUGCUUUCUGUUUUCAAUAUAAAGACUUUUUUGUGGUUAAAAUGUAUCAACAUAGUCUAUGGUAGAAUCAAUGAUGUUUAAAUAAUGCUGCAUUUCUAUGUUACACAUAUACUUUAACCAUCAAAUUAAUUAAAAGCUCCUAUUUAGACUUUAAGACCAGGUAGGAGAUACAGUAUUACCUACUUUUCUCAAAAAUAUGUCUUAUAUUGUGAGUGUAGGUAUUAAUUUAUUGCAAUCUACCGGUUAUCAUUUCACUUAUAUCGAAAAUAUGAUUUUGUCUUUUCCCCAAAAAUGGACUACUAAAAGAGGUGUUUUAUCCAUCCAUCCAUCUUCCUCCGCUUGUCCGAGGUUAGGUCUCAGGGGUGGCAGCCUGCAGAAAAGCCCAGUCUUGUCUCUCCCCGGCUAUUUUGUCCAGCUCCUCCCGGCGGAUCCCGAGACAUUCCCAUGCCAGCUAAGAGACAUAGUCUCUCCAAUGUGUCCUGAGUCUUCUCUGUGACCUCCCAUCAGGCAGACGUGCCUUGAAACACCUCCUUAGAGAGUCGUUUGGGAAGCAUCCUGACCAGAUGCAUCUCAUCCGGCUCCUCACCUCUAAGGAAGUGCCCAGCCACACUACGGAGAGUAUGGUUGUUUGUCUAUAUGUGCCCUGCCAUUGGCUGGCAACCAGUCCGCCUCUCUUCCGAAGACAGCUGGGAUAGGCUCCAGCAUACCCACCACCCCAGUGAGGAUAAGCGGCAUAGAAAAUGCAUGGAUGGGUUAUUUGGUGCUUAAGCACAAACAACAGUCAGAAGCAGUGCCCCCACCCAAAGGCAGAGGGAAACAACUCUCUUGUUUACCAGGUUAAAAACAAUAAUUUCCUCUCACUGUUGGCAGUACCUCUUGAGAGGACUGGUUCCAGAGCCAUUGAGCAUUGAGGUGAGUUUGUUCCACAUUCCAUUUACCAAUGGCGGUCCUUGGCUGCAGAAACCUCGGAUGGGACCACCAAAGUCCCUUACCUUUGGUUGCCCCCCGACCCCUUUCGCCCCCCUCCCAUGAGUGGUGAGCUCAUUUGUGCAGGGACCCAAGUUCCCUCUUCGAUCUGUACCCAUUGUUGUAGACCUGGCCACCAGGUAAUCCACAUCUAGGCUAUGAAAAUCUUGAUCCAGUUUUACUCAUCAUAGGGGUCAAUUUGAGUUACGUUUUGUCUUGUCCCUCAUCUAGGAGCUGUAAACUGUUAACUCCUCUACCACGAUAAGGUAGGAAGUAGCUCAGGAGGAGGUGUUUUACGUAUAUAUGAGCCAUGGUUGUGAUUGAUCUUUGUCUUGCUCCUGGCUCUUACAUAUAUUGGUUAUUAGAAAGAGUCAGAUACCUGUACAUUUUAUUUGUAUUUUUAUUGUUAUUGC
Messenger RNA from Doryrhamphus excisus (bluestripe pipefish), 4808 nucleotides. RefSeq names its product stromal interaction molecule 2-like. The record is from RefSeq and is a predicted model, not a curated record. Gene Ontology annotation, molecular function: calcium channel regulator activity; calcium ion binding; protein binding. NCBI's taxonomy places the organism in Eukaryota, Metazoa, Chordata, Actinopteri, Syngnathiformes, Syngnathidae. Gene Ontology annotation, cellular component: endoplasmic reticulum; plasma membrane. Gene Ontology annotation, biological process: activation of store-operated calcium channel activity; intracellular calcium ion homeostasis; store-operated calcium entry.